AUGGCAUUAAAUAAAAAAUUAAUUAGUUUAUUACUUUUAAUUUUUAUAAUUUUAAAUAUUGUAAAUUCCCAUCAACAAGAAGAUUGUGAUGAUGACGAUGAAGAUAUAGGAAUUUCAGCAGAGAGAUCAGAAAGAAGAUCAGUUAAAAACAGUAACGAUGGUAGUAAUUUUUAUAAUUUAAAUGAUUAUUAUACACCAGAGAAUUGGAAUUAUUAUAGUGGAUCAUUUGCAACUAAAGAUUGUAGGGAUGCAUCAUACAUAACCAUACCAUUGGGUACAACUGGUGGAUUGGAUGAAGGUAAUCUCUCAUCAUUCCUCUUGACAAAGAAAGGUAGUAAUCUUUUCAUUGCAUUGGAUGCAGGUACAGUAUGGCAAGGUGUUAGAAGAUUAACCACCUUCAAAUAUUUCAAUACACUCUUCAAUAUUACCUAUCCAUCAUGGGCAGUUUUACCAGAGCAAAGAACCUCAUGGUUCCUCAAGAAUCACGUUAUGAGUUAUUUCAUUGGUCACAGUCAUUUAGAUCAUGUAGGUGGUUUAAUUUUAGUUUCACCAGAGGAUUAUUUAGCAAAGAAUUGGAUCGAUGUUCAACCACCAAUCAACAAUGGUAUCAUGGGUCUCAUUCGUAAAUUAGGGUUCAAACCAACUGAUUUCACCUCUUCAAGUAUCCUCCAAAAGAAAACCAUCAUGGGUUUACCAUCAACCAUCAAUUCAAUCUCUACUAAUCUUUUCAAUAAUCAAGUUUGGCCAAAUCUUCCAUCAUUUGGUCGUUAUCAAUACUUUAGUUUAGCAAGUGGCAUUGAAUAUCCAUUCACAGAGUUGGUCCCAUACAAUGCCACCACUAUGUCUUUGGUCGCCAAUGAAUUCCCUUUCUCUGUCAAAGUUAAACCAUUUGAAUUGUGUCACGAUAAUUUAAUAUCAACUUCUUUCCUCUUCACUGAUAGUAUCUCUGGUGAACAAAUCGCUUUCUUCUCUGAUACUGGUGUUCCAUCCUCUGUCGCUUGUGAUUGGGAAGGUAAAAUCUAUGCCGUCUGGAAACAAAUUAAAAUCGAUAAAUUAAAAGCUAUCUACAUCGAAACUUCUUUCCCAAAUAAUACUCCAGACUCUGCUAUGUUUGGUCAUCUCCGUCCAAGAGAUGUCAUGAAAUUAAUGGAUCAACUCUUGGUUCAAUCCAUUCAAACCUCUCCACCAAUGACUAAUCUCAAACAUGUUAAAUUAAUCAUCGAACACAUUAAACCACAAGUUGCUGAAGAUCCAAAUGGUUGGACAACUCAAAGAGUAAUCUAUCAACAAUUAAAAGAAGCAAAUAAUAAUGGUGUUAGAAUUAUUAUUCCAAAUCAAGGUGAUCCAAUUUGUAUUUAA
This is a messenger RNA of Dictyostelium discoideum AX4, 1359 nucleotides long. It is a transcript of the gene pdsA, whose product is annotated as cAMP phosphodiesterase. Bases 1 to 1359 code for a protein of 452 amino acids. Gene Ontology annotation, molecular function: 3',5'-cyclic-AMP phosphodiesterase activity; 3',5'-cyclic-GMP phosphodiesterase activity; phosphoric diester hydrolase activity. Lineage: Eukaryota; Evosea; Eumycetozoa; Dictyosteliales; Dictyosteliaceae. Gene Ontology annotation, biological process: cAMP catabolic process. The transcript has 2 exons. The record is from RefSeq and is a predicted model, not a curated record. Gene Ontology annotation, cellular component: extracellular region; cell surface.